CGGACCACCUUCACCAGUUCACAGCUGAAAGAGCUGGAGAGAGUCUUCGCGGAAACCCACUACCCCGAUAUCUACACCCGAGAAGAACUGGCCCUCAAGAUAGACCUGACAGAGGCCCGGGUGCAGGUCUGGUUUCAAAACCGGCGAGCCAAAUUUCGCAAGCAGGAGCGGGCGGCCAACUCCAAGUCGGGGAGCAACUCCAGCAGCGGCUCGAGUGGUAAAAAGUCAGACCCCAGGUCCUCCUCCCGAGGACGACGAGUCCAAAGAGUCCAACUGCAGCCCGACGCCCGACAGCACGGCCUCCCUGCCCACCGCCGCCAGCCUCAACAG
This is a messenger RNA of Staurois parvus, 330 nucleotides long. Lineage: Eukaryota; Metazoa; Chordata; Amphibia; Anura; Ranidae. The record is from the annotation of a GenBank genome assembly.